Messenger RNA from Durusdinium trenchii, 2220 nucleotides. Lineage: Eukaryota; Dinophyceae; Suessiales; Symbiodiniaceae. The record is from the annotation of a GenBank genome assembly.
AUGUCGCGGGGGUCGGUGCCAGCUGCGCUUUGCUUGGUAGUGAUGCUUGUUGGAUCCAGGCUUUGCCAGCAGCUGCGUGCCUUUGCUGGUCGGCCGCCAUGCCGUUUGACUCCGAGACCUCGGGCCCUGGCCACCCGUGCCAUGAAGUUCUCAAAAUUUGCGCAGUUCCUCGAAGAGGCAUCGCAGAUUUCUGGCCCCGGGUCGCGGCACAGGAGGAUACAGCGGAUUCUGACUCUUUUUGAAGCAGUCCGGAGCACCGAAGAGAUGAAGCUGGUGCUGAAGCUGAUGCUUUGCGAUCUGGAUAAAAUCAAUGUUGGACAUGCCCUGUUGUUGGCUGCCGCAGACGAAAUGGGCUUGAAGAGCACCAAGAAGCCUGCGGAGAAAUUAGCCCAAUGGCUCUCCAGGGGCGACGUGCCAGACGUCGGGGAAGGCUGGCAAAGGCUCUUGAAGAAAGAGGGGACGGCAGGCACAGUGGAAGACUGGAAUUUACAGCAGGUUUGGGAGGCACUUGAAAAGAUCAGUGAGAUCCAAAGUGAGGGUGCCGUGCAGAAGCGAACGCAGUUGGUUGGGAAGCUGGCAACCGGUUGUGGGCGGAAGGAGCCAGCCGGGGGCAAGUUCAUUUGCCGCAUCAUGUAUGGCAAGGGCUUGGGCAUCGGUGCAAACAAAAAGACCGUGGCGAAGGCCUUUGCAAAGCAGCGGUUGGUGCCCAAUGGCGAGCGCUUGCUGGAGAUGCUGGAAGUGAAUCCCGACAUCGACAGGGUUCUGGAGUCGCUCGAAGGCGAUUGCCAGGCCCUUGCCCAACUUUGGUCUCCAAUCACUCCAGCAUGUGCACAACCUUCCCGGAGCGUGGAGGAGGUGAUGCAGAAGAUUCACACGAAAGGGAAGUCAAUGAAUUGGCGGGCUGAAUGGAAGUAUGAUGGCGAACGCUUGCAAAUACACGCAGACAAGAAGAGCAAACAGGUUCGCCUAUUUUCAAGAAACCUCAACAACGUCACGGGCCGGUUUCCUCAAGUUUUGGAUGCGAUGAUCACCGACAAACACAAUUUCGAGAACAUCAUCUUGGAUGCCGAAGUUGUGGCCGUGGAUGGCGAUCGCAUCCUUCCAUUUCAGAUCUUGUCUCGGCGGCCACGUCAAGCCCAAGGAAGGACAAAACAACAGGAUGUCGCCGAUGUGGCAUUCUUUGUGUUCGAUUGCUUAUUUGUGGAUGGAGAAUCGAUCCUGCACCAGCCAUUGAAAGAGAGACGCUCGCGGGUGUGGAAGGUGCUGAGCAAAUCUGAUCAAAUCAGGAUUGCUGAGGGACAAGCUUUCACAGAUGCGAAGGAGCUUCAGGUUGCCUUGGGCAAAUCCAUCAGAGCUUCUACGGAGGGCCUCAUCCUCAAGAACUUGGAUUCUCCGUACGAGCCUGGAGUCCGCACAGCAGAGUGGUUGAAGCUGAAGAAGGACUAUCUCGACAGCAGCCUCAGUGAUUCCAUUGAUGCAGUGGCGGUGGGUGUGAGGAGAGGGAAUGGCCAGCGAAGCAGUGUCUACGGAUCAUUUCUUUUGGCAGUCAGGUCGAAAGGGAGUUCUGGCCACUGCAAGUUCCAAACAAUUUGUGCAGUUGGAACAGGUCUGACAAAUCAGGUUCUGAACGAUCUCUAUGAAUUAUGUCAACCUUUGGUGAGCGAUUCCGGAGUUGUGCCAGAUUUCUUGGAUGCAACGUCCGCUGGUUCGAAGGGGUGGAUGUGGAUCAAAGAUUUUUGGAAGGCACCAGUGAUGGAAAUCACCGCCGCCGAUUUGACAGAAUCUUCUGUCCAUUCCUGUGGUCUGGGGCACCUCGAGAACAGCACCGCCAUUGGUCUUCGCUUUCCUCGAGUGCUGCGCUUACGUCCAGACAAGGGCCCAGAGCAGGCGACAACGACUGAGCAGGUCGUGUCAAUGUACAACGACCAACCGCAGAUCAAGUCAGUGCGACGAAGCACCAAGGGCUCUGGAAAGCCCAAGGCUGAGCCCAUGACAAAGCGUUUCCGCUUCGAAGGGUGCGAAGGUGAGGCUGAUGCCGGUGGGUACUGUGUGGGCCGCGCCCACCGCCCAUCUGAAAGGACCUUCGUCAUGGAGGUCCUAGCGAGGUGGCCCGAGUUUCGGCCCUUCCACGUGCAUUCCCGGCGAGUCUUUCGCCACGGGCUCACGCUGCUUCAACGUGGAGGGCUUCUCACGAAGGAGAACCCAUGGGGCGCUUUCUGA